Molecule: messenger RNA, 1131 nt
Organism: Debaryomyces fabryi
Lineage: Eukaryota; Fungi; Ascomycota; Pichiomycetes; Serinales; Debaryomycetaceae
Exons: 1
Coding region: 1-1131 (376 amino acids)
Biological process (GO): regulation of transcription by RNA polymerase II
Cellular component (GO): chromatin
Molecular function (GO): RNA polymerase II cis-regulatory region sequence-specific DNA binding; DNA-binding transcription factor activity, RNA polymerase II-specific
Source: RefSeq, a predicted model, not a curated record
AUGGACCAAUAUCGAUAUAGACGUUCCAAAAGCACACAAUCAUUGCAGAACACUAGUGGACGGACUGGUGGUGUAUUUCAAGAACGUGUUAAUGAUAAUCCACAUUUGGGAGAGAGCAACAGCGAUAUGAGCUAUUCUAUUUAUGCACAGCAGCCAGCUGCACACAUUACGGGUGCUUCACCCCCAACCAAGAAAUUGAAGAACUCGAGCUUGGAAUCACAAUUAUUUAUGCCAGGGCAGCGCCUGGGUGCGGUUGAGCCAAAUUUGAGCUAUACUAGGAGUUACAGCGCGCUGAAUGACUAUCUGCUGGCGUCGAAGGCCCCCAGCUCGGCCAGUAUGCUGCGGUCUCAGUCACAUAAUGAAAGUGACGAAGAUGAACGAUUUCUCCGGUUGGCUAGAGAAGCGUUGGUGGCCACGGCUACCGCUGCGAAGAACAACUCGGAUGGAUUAUUGGUUGAUCCAACGAUUCAUGACUUGUUGACAAGAUUACAAUACGUUUCGUCGCCUCAUGGAAAUCCUAUAAGGCGAUCGGACAAAAUAAGAGCCAAUGAAAACGGUCAACUAAUGAUUCAGGAUUUCUACCAGAAUUUUCCAAAUUUGAGUAAUGACAUAUUCUCUGAGAACAAAUUUGGUGGGGCUGAUAUCCUCGAUCAUCAGCAUCAAAGACCAGAGCCUCAUUCUGCUCGAAAUGAAGAUUGGAAUUUCUUGAUAGGUGAGCCUCUACACUUAGAGCUGAAAGAGUCAAGAGCAGCGCAUAACCAAGAACAAACUAUACCUCACGCAACAGACGAAAAUUCAACGUCCGUGCUAUCGGAUAACUCGCAACUGGACAAAAGCGGAAAAGAAGACGAAGAUAGGAAGUUCUUAUGUUCUAAAUGUACUAUGUCGUUCAGACGUUCUUCUGAUUUGAAGAGGCAUGAAAAACAACAUUUGUCCAUACCCCCUAAUAUAUGUGAGCUUUGCGGUAAAGGUUUUGCUAGAAAAGAUGCUUUGAAGAGACAUUCGGGUACGUUAACAUGUAAGAGGAACGCUGACAGAAAAUUGUAUGUCGAGAACCUAAACUACCUACAUCGAUCCAACCAAUCCUCAUUGCCGACCCUGCAGAACUAUAAUUCUGGGAGCGACUGGUAA